Molecule: messenger RNA, 417 nt
Organism: Suillus paluster
Lineage: Eukaryota; Fungi; Basidiomycota; Agaricomycetes; Boletales; Suillaceae
Exons: 1
Source: RefSeq, a predicted model, not a curated record
GUCUCAGUCACCGUCGUGAGGAAGUACCUCGCAGCUGUGCGAGCUUGGCACAUCACACAGGGUUGGCCCUCACCCUUGUCCCAUGAUGACCACCAACGCAUUAAUUGGUCUUUGCGCAGUCUCGAAAAUAUGUACACUGCCUGCCGCAAACCUAGGCACCCCCCUAUCACUCUCAUUAUGCUCUUGACACUCAAGGCCUGCCUGUGGCUCAAUGACCCCUUCGACGCCUGCGUCUGGGCAAUGGCCAGCUGUGCCUUCUUUGGCAUGAUGCGUUUUGGCGAAAUAUCUGUGGGGUCGCGCUCUGACUUCUCCCCCACACAUCACCUCACACGUCAUAAUGCCUUUUUUGGCACCAACUUACUCGGCCAGGCAUAUGCUCGUCUAGACUUACCCGCUGCUAAGACUGCACAGCCUGGG